Messenger RNA from Symsagittifera roscoffensis, 698 nucleotides. Its product is annotated as kallikrein-13-like. The record is from RefSeq and is a predicted model, not a curated record. Gene Ontology annotation, molecular function: serine-type endopeptidase activity. The coding region runs from base 37 to 693 and encodes 218 amino acids. Lineage: Eukaryota; Metazoa; Xenacoelomorpha; Acoela; Convolutidae. Gene Ontology annotation, biological process: proteolysis. The transcript is spliced from 3 exons.
UAAAAAGGUCUCUUGGCAGUCAUUUCAAGAUACGCGAUGCCGAUUAAGUUGCCGGCGACAAACGACGCCCCUCUUGUGGGGCAAUGGGCUACUGUGUCUGGCUUCGGGGCCUGGUGCGACCGACAGGUCGACCCCCUCUGCAGUCAGAAAGAUACUUUCGGAGGGACCGAUCGGGUCAGAUCAGUAUAUGUCACUAUCCAGACAUGUAUGGUGUCUGUGCAUAAAAGUGCGCCGGAGAUCUCCAAGUGCUACCCCAAUGGCUACGUGUGUGCGGGAGGGGAACAGGUAGACGCAGGCGUCCAUGCAAAGAACCUCACCAAUCAACUCCUUCCAUACGAUGCAUGUUCGGGGGACUCAGGAGGUCCUCUAGAAUGCUUCAACGAAAUAGGCGAGCGAUAUCUCUGUGGGAUUGUUGCUUUCGGCAGCGGACCCCCCAACUGCGGUUCCAACCAGGGUGCUUACACACGAGUCGCCCACCCAACCCUACUCGCUUUCCUGUCCCAGGCACCAGACAUCAGAGACACAGUGAAGACCGACUGGAUCACAGACCCACAGAAUUUCCAGGCACCCAAUCGAUCAGACGAGACAAAGCAGAACAUCGCAUGCAAUCACGAAUUGAUUCACUACCAUGAAAGAAUGAUUUUAAUGGCGUUGUAUAAUUUGAUAAACGGCUAUUUAUAUUUCAAUAUUUGAUGAAA